Messenger RNA from Ornithorhynchus anatinus (platypus), 3254 nucleotides. RefSeq names its product laeverin (gene LVRN). Gene Ontology annotation, biological process: proteolysis; peptide catabolic process. The transcript is spliced from 21 exons. The record is from RefSeq and is a predicted model, not a curated record. Lineage: Eukaryota; Metazoa; Chordata; Mammalia; Monotremata; Ornithorhynchidae. Gene Ontology annotation, cellular component: cytoplasm. Bases 16 to 2892 code for a protein of 958 amino acids. Gene Ontology annotation, molecular function: peptide binding; zinc ion binding; metalloaminopeptidase activity.
CCCGGCCGCAGCGGGAUGGGCCCGCGGGGCUUCCACCUGAGCCGGCCGGCCUGCGCGGGGCUGGCCCUGCUGCUGGCCGCCCUGCUGCUGGCGCUGAGCGUGCUGGCCGCCCUGUACGGGCGCUGCCGCCCGGCCCCGCCGCCCGGCCCGGCCCCCCGGGCCCGGACGGGGCGGCCGGCGGGGCCCUGGGACCGGGCGCGGCUGCCCGGCCGCCUGCGGCCCCGCCACUACGAGCUGGAGCUGUGGCCCCGGCUGCUGCCCGGCGGGGCCGAGCCGGGGCCCUUCACCGGCCGGGUGGCCAUCACGGCGCGCUGCCUGGAGGAGACGGCCACCGUGCUCCUGCACGGCAGCCGGCUGGGCUGCCAGGGCGCCGCCGUCCGGGGCCCCCUCCCCGCCGGGCGGGGCGGCGGGGAGCCCCCGGCCGUGCGGCUGACGGGCUGGUGGCAGCCGGAGGACACCGAGUUCCUGGUGCUGGAGCUGGGGGAGGCCCUGCAGGCCGGCCGCCUCUACCUGCUGCAGCUCAACUUCUCCGGAUCCCUUCGGAAGCCGGGGGACCUGUCGGGGCUCUUCCUCAACCACUACGAGGACCGGGGCGAGAGCAGGGUUAUGCUUGCCUCCCAAAUGGAGCCUUCAAAAGCGAGGACUGCUUUCCCUUGCUUUGACGAGCCUGCCAUGAAGACCACAUUUAAUAUUACCAUUGUCCAUCACCCGGCUUUUGUGGCCCUCUCCAAUAUGCCCCCUCUGGGUAAAUCUGAAAGGGAAGAUGAAAAUGGAACAACGUGGACUGUUACCACCUUUCACACCACUCCCCUAAUGCCCACUUAUCUAACUGCGUUUGUGGUAUGUGACUUCGACUACGUCAGCAGGACCGAGAGAGGGAAUGAGAUACGAAUUUGGGCUCGGAAAGAUUUGAUUGCCAAAGGGGCCGCAGACUUUGCCUUGAACAUCUCAGGGCCCAUCUUUGGAUUUUUGGAAGACUUAUUAAACGUCAGUUAUCCUCUAUCUAAAACAGAUAUGGUUGCCUUGCCUGAUUUUGGAGCCAGCGCGAUGGAAAACUGGGGUCUGUUAGUUUUUGAUGAGUUAUUGUUGCUGGAGUUGCCAAAUGAAGAAUUCACAGGCAAAAAGAGCAUCAUUUCCCUCAUUGUCUCCCAUGAGAUAGGACAUCAGUGGUUUGGAAACCUAGUGACCAUGAAUUGGUGGAAUGAUAUCUGGCUCAACGAGGGAUUUGCAUCUUAUUUUGAAUGCGUCGGGGCUAAUUAUAUUUUGCCUUCCCUUCAGUUGAAUAAACUUUUUUAUCAUAAUGUUUUAACACACGUGUUUGAAGUAGACAAUGCACUCCUCUCUAGACCUGUCUCCAUGAAAGAAAAAGUUACAGAAACGAUUCAGCUCAACGCUCUCUUUGACGCGAUUAGCUACAGCAAGGGAGCUUCUCUGGUCCGGAUGCUCUCCAGCUUUUUGACUGAGAGACUGUUUAUCAAAGCACUCAAUUCAUACUUGAAAACAUUUUCCUUCUCAAAUGUUCAGCAAGAUGAUCUGUGGAAUCAUUUUCAAAUGGCUGUAGAUGAACAGAACGAAGUUCUCCUGCCAACAUCAGUGAAAGGAAUAAUGGACCCUUGGACGUGCCAGCAUGGAUUACCCAUUAUAACCCUAGAUGUAUCCACUGGCACUGUCAAGCAGGAACCAUUUUAUACUGAAAAGCCCCAAAACCAGUCCAUUCCCAACAACAAGAAUACCUGGAUUGUUCCUAUUUCUUGGAUAAAAAAUGGAACUGUCCAGCCCUUAGUCUGGCUAGAUGAAGGCAGCAAAGUUUUUCCUGAAAUGCAGACAACAGAUUCAGAACAUGACUGGGUGAUUUUGAAUCUGGACAUGACUGGAUACUACAGAGUUAAUUAUGAUCAAUUAGGAUGGAAGAAAUUGGCUCUGCUCUUGGAAAAAAAUCCAAAGGCUAUUUCAGUUAUUCAAAGGUUACAGUUACUGGAGGAUGCCUUUACACUGAGUAGAGCCAAUUACAUCGAGAUUGAAACUGCACUCGAAUUAACCAAGUACCUUGCCAGUGAAGAAGAUGUGGUGGUGUGGCAUUCAACUCUGCUGUUCCUGGUAAACAGUGAUUUUGAAAACCUUCAGAAAAGCUAUGAUCUCUAUCCAUUAUUAGAGAAAUAUAUUCUGAAAAGACUUGCGCCUGUAUUCCACGUGUUUUCAGGUUACGUUAGUGACAAUAUCACAGCAAUACAAGAUGACAUUUUUAGUCUACUGUCACUACAAAAAGUCUUUGAAAUAGCAUGUUGGUUGGGCCUCGAAGAUUGUCUACAACUGUCAAGGGAAUUUUUCACCAAGUGGAUGAACUCCCCUGAGAAAAGCAAGAUAUUUUUUCCCAUUAGUACUCCCAUAUUCUGUCAUGGUAUUGCCAUGGGAAACUAUAGACAUUGGGAGUUUUUGUGGAAUAUGUAUACUAGCAGUACAAUGGAAGAAGAACAAAAUCUACUACUCUCUGCCCUGAGCUGCAGUAGAGAACCCUGGAUACUUAACAGGUAUCUCCAUUAUUCACUCAAUCAGUCUUUGAUCGAAACAAACGAAACAAAUAUAAUUGAGCUCGUAGCAGCAACCGAAGUUGGAUGGCACAUAGCAAAGGAAUUUCUACUCACCAAUUGGAAAGCUGUAAAUGAGAGGUACGGAGAGGAUAUUUCGUUACAGAUGCUAACACAAAUUCUGGGCAGACAUAUACAUUCCUAUUCACAGAUCCUAGAGUUGCAGCGUCUUUUCGCUUGUAUACUCAAAGAGGAUCAGAAAACUCUAACGGAAGAGAAAUUGCAAAUAAUAAGAAAUACGAACGUGAACAAUAAGAAGAGGAAAACCAGACUUGCUAAUUGGUUAAAGAAAAAUAUAUCCGAUUGACUUUCUACGGUGUCUAUCCUUGUUCCAGGCCAGAUUGAAAGCCGCCACUGGACUGUAAAACUCCUCAAGGACAGGGAUAGUGUCUACUUAUUCUUCUGUGCUCCUCCAAGCACUUAAUAUGUUGUUCGGCACACAGUAAGCACUCAAUAAAUAGCCUUGAUUGAUUGAUUGCUUGGCACAUGGUAAGUGCUUCAUAAAAACCAUCAUUAAAUAGCAAUUAUACUAAAAACAAUUUAAUUUUUAAAGUAAUAUUCUGUAUUUCUUGUAAUUUCCACUCUGUUUAUAGAUAAUUAUGUAGAUUAACCACUUCGGCUCUCUAGACCAUAAAUCAAAUAAAAUCAUAUCAUGGCACAGAGGGCUCA